GUUGUACGUCCAUUUCUUCGCUUGUGUUUUUAAAAAAGCGGCGGUUGGCUGUCGGCUAACCUUCGGUGAAAUCAACGAGGUGGACGCUCCCGUAGUGAAGAUUUUAUCAACACUAUAGCAGUCAAACACAGGACACUGGUGUGUCCUGCGAGGCUGAGAUUCUUGAUUUGACCAGGAUCAUGCAGCAGCAGCGUCCCGAGGAGGGAGGCCUCCUGGGCACCCUUUCUCCUGGGCAAAAGAAGCUGGAGGGGAAGUGUUUCUACCUGGAUAGUGUGAGGAGCCGCUCAGCAGCCCUUCUGGUGGAGACCAUAUCCCUUUUAGGAGGGGUCAUUGAGAGUUUUCUCCACAAGGAUGUGAGCUUCGUGGUGACCGGGAGCCAAGAGGGCCUGAAGGAGCAGAGUGGUGUGGUUACAAAAGCAGGGGCAAAGCAGGCGAGUGAAGAAUCCCAACUCCUCACCAAGAAGAGGGAGAGUGCCUGCAGCAGCAGCGCCAAACAGCGACCAGCCACUCCCAGACCAAUGGGCUGUGGCAGCCGUGGGAAGGCUCUACUUGAAAAAGCCAUUCGCAACAAUGAAAGACUAAAGGGGAGCAGUGUCUUGGCCAAUGCCCGAUCAUGGGGAGUGAAGAUUUUGCCUGUGGAUGAUGUCCUUUUAUAUCUGAAACAGCUGACAAGAGAGAGCUUCAGUGCUAGACACAAAAGGCAAGAGAAGUCUUGCCAAACCAAACAGUAUGCUGCUCGCGUCGUUAAAGCUGCAUCUUUGAGGUCCCCCUACCUUAAAGUUGAAGACUGCAGCAGGAAAUACAAGCCCUUGCAUAUGCAGUCUAUGACCUUCCCCACCCUCUGCUAUUUGGGCCGCUUCAGUCCCUUCGAGACACUUCCUCGGACUGAAAAAGUGACUGAACAAGGAGAAGCUAAAACCAGGGAAAAGAAAAAGUCUCUAAGCAGCAACCAGGACAAACCUCAGUCACCACUCACUUGUAACCCUUCACCUUGGCGGCCAUGCAAAAAGGAGCUGGCUUACUGUGAAUGCUGUCAUCAACCCUUCACUAAUCAGGAGGAGCACUUACAGUCCGAUCAGCACCGUCAGUUUGUGCUGGAUUCUUCCAACUACAGUGUCUUGGACCAGCUUGUGGCUGAAAUGCGGGCGGGAUUCAACCUCAGUCCAUCACAACAAUCAGAAGCGGCAUUAAACAGCCCACCAAGUCCUCACCAAAUUCAAGAUGCCAAUCACUGUGAGCUGGAGCCUCUUACUGAUGUUGAGACGGAGGAAGCUAUGAAAACCCUGCUGGCCGCAGACUCAUCAAGUAAGAGCCAUGGCCAUAGCCUUGCUGUGAAGCCUCUUUCCUCCAGGCCUGACGCCCUGCCACCAGGUGUUCAGCUUCGCAACCCAAAUCCAGAAAUUUUCCCACCCAACACAGGUGGCCAGUUCCCUGACAGCCAACCUCUCUCUCCCAGUCGAGCCAUUCCCUUACUGGAUGCCUUGACACUCAAGCACUGCUCCUCCAGCCAAAUAGCUGAUACUCAGCAACUCCUCCCCUGCCCUGACAGCCCAUGUCAGUCCCCUGACCCUUACUCCCUGCCGCCGGUCCUCAGCCCUCAAGUCUUUGAUCAUUGCCACAUUAUGGAGCCCCACAGCCCUUACUCAGAGCCUCCUGUCCUCUAUCCUCAAGUCAUGCUUCACUCCCCUAAUCCUGAACAGUACACCAGGGAAGAGGAUAUGGAAGUAAUCAGUUCUGAAACAAAGGUUGUGGAAACUACACCUCAGCCUGUCCCAGCUGUCACAGUCCCCAUCUCCACCCUAGUCCUUCCUCCUCUUGGUUUGAACUAUGCAGAGGAAGUACAGGGAUCAGUCAAAGAGGUGUUGGUUUCACGCAGAUGUCGUUCCCUCCCUCGUCUGUCAGUGUCUGCACCAAACCCCAAGAAACGCUGCCGAUCAGCCAGCCCUGAGCCCAACCAGAGCAAGAGGAGAAGGAUGUCGAGACAAGGGCAUAAAUCUUUUCUUAAAUCAGAAAAUUACAUCAUGCACGUGGCAGAAGCUUGCUCAUUAUUUGACAUGGAGGCAUGUCAAAUCCCAAAUUGUAGCACUGCAGACUGCAUACCACAAAUUUAUAUGCAACAGGAUUUACACCUUGGUGACAAUUUUUCCCCCCAGUCAGCCACACAGGUUUUGCCAACAUUUAAUUUAUGCACUGUGGAAAACGUUGGUACAAACCAGCAGGGUCAUCUCACAUUCUUGGUUCCCGAUGUACAGAAUCCCACUCAGCUUCCAAACCAGAUUGACACCACUUUAGGUCAUGGUUGCAUCUGCGGACCAGGGCAAGCAUCCUGGCCUGUGUCUCCAAAAACAGGACAUCAUAAUCCUCCACUUGACUUUACCAACAAUAAAUCUGACUGUAUUCUGCCCAGCCAAGACUCUCACACCUCUCUGUCCCAGUCUGUCUCUUCUGUCUGCAUCGAGUCAGCCCUUCUCCCCGACCUGGCCACGCUCUCUACAUCAUCAUCAGACUCUGAUUGGGACUGUGAACUGCUGUCCCAGCUGGAUACCCAGGCCGCCCCCCUCCCGCCCACUGAAAGCCGCUGUGGGCUGGACAGAGAGCUGCUUCAGCGGCCGUGCACCUGGAUGCACGACACGAGCUACGAGUCACGCCUGCACACUGUUCUUCAGCCCUCCACCCCAACAGCCUCACUCUGUGGGGAAGAAAUUGAGUCCUCAGCCUUUUCCAGAACUAUCAUGCAAAUUGUUGAGGUUCAGCACUAGCAGUGGUGUUUUUUUUCCUUUCUUUCUUUUUUUUAAGAUGAUGAAAUUUAAGUGAUGUAAUAAGUCAUGGAUGGCCAUGUCAGUGAGCUCUUGUAGUAGGCUAAGCGUUUGAUUUUGCAGCUGCACAUCUCACCUUAUGAGACAGCAGACAGUGCUUGGACUUAUCAGAGUAAUAGGAGGAGGUGUACAGUAAAUAUUUCAAACAUUAGCUUACUGCUAAUGAAAUUUCAGUGUUUGGAAAUGUGUAUAUACAUAUAUAUUUUUUUACUUUGAUUUUAUCCUGUAGUGGGUGGAUGCGGCAUCAUCCUUCUAAAACCGUCUUGACCAGGAUUUGAAGAGUGUCCAAAAUCAUUUUUCUGGUCCAUUCCUAAUCCCCUUGUGCACUAACCCCCAGGCCAUAUUUUGUAUGUCAUGCUGACUUAAGCCUUUCAGCAGCAAUGUCCGGGAACACAUGGUGGUAUUGAGAAUUUAAUGAGGCUUUUCUGAAGGGGGCAUUACUCAAUUAGCUUAAGUGCUGUGUCUGGAUCAGAUCCCACGCACUGGUGUUGAUGGUCAAACAGGCUAAGCGUUAGGAUAGUAGAGGACCCAACACUAUCCGUGAGACAGGAAACUGCCUGAUUAAUGUCAAACGGAGUUCUUGUCUUUUUGAAGGUGGUCCAAAGGACUGGCUCUGUGAAGGAGAGAUGAGGGUUCACAGCAGUGCACUGCGGCUGCGGGGAGCCACUCCAUAUUGCCUUGUCACAUUUUGAGGGAAAAGGUUGAGACUUGUCAUUACUCAUCAUUACAGCUAGCACUCCAAAUACCCAAGCAGCAGUACAGAUAGAUAUUACAAGGGCAACAGUACCAGUCUGAUUAGUCUUUGAGUUUUUUUUUCCCUGUCUUCAGCCUCACAAAUUAUUUUUUUCUUCCCUUCCCAUAGGCAGCAAGGCACUGUGUUUUUAGUUUUAUCUGAGACUGAUAAUAUAAAAAUUCCUUUUGACAGACAGUUGUGAUGCCUUAUGACAGAGAUAUACAUAAAGAGAUAAGUGCUUCAUCUUUGGUCACAUUUGGGAAACAAAGAAGCCAUGCUCGCACAUAACAGCUGGCAUUCUGAGACAUCUGGAAAUAUAUAGGCAGCUUUUCUGGGAAAAUGUAAAGUCAUUUUUUAUUGUGAUUUUAAAUAAAUGUUUUAACUGUGAAA
Molecule: messenger RNA, 3939 nt
Organism: Myripristis murdjan (pinecone soldierfish)
Lineage: Eukaryota; Metazoa; Chordata; Actinopteri; Holocentriformes; Holocentridae
Gene: dbf4b
Product: DBF4B-CDC7 kinase regulatory subunit
Exons: 12
Coding region: 180-2759 (859 amino acids)
Biological process (GO): positive regulation of nuclear cell cycle DNA replication; regulation of cell cycle phase transition
Cellular component (GO): Dbf4-dependent protein kinase complex
Molecular function (GO): nucleic acid binding; protein serine/threonine kinase activator activity; zinc ion binding
Source: RefSeq, a predicted model, not a curated record